Molecule: messenger RNA, 620 nt
Organism: Haemonchus placei
Lineage: Eukaryota; Metazoa; Nematoda; Chromadorea; Rhabditida; Trichostrongylidae
Source: the annotation of a GenBank genome assembly
AUGAACCUUUGGAGGAGGGGGAAAUUUGCGAAAGCCAAACAAAAUCCUUCGAGACGAGAUGUUAUUCAAUGCCCAUAUCUAAGGCUAUGUUGCAGCUAUCUACAACUUCCGAUAGAACCUCCUCCUUCCUCACAUCUCACGGUUCUUGCAACAAGACGAAAUUAUUGAAAAGAUCUAUGUUGGUGAACCUCGCUUAUAAGUCCUCUAGUGGGAAUUCUUCGAAAAAAAGACAGUCAGGGGCGUUCCUGAAGUUGCCUAUGAAAUCAAGGCAUAAAGGUGAUAAGAGACCAGCGGAUCACUGCGACAGGCAGAGCAGUCGAUUGAGAAAGAGAAAUCUUGAUAACGACGACCUUAGAGAAGAAUCGGAUAUCAAGGGAAAACCAAAGAUGGCGGUCAAUGAAACUUCGUCGCAUACUUCUGUAGUGAAACAAGAGCCGCUAGAAGAAGGAGAGAUUAAGGAAACUUCACAGGAGCUAUACGAGGAAAAACAUCAUCGCAAGAGAUCGAAGUAUGAACCUCGGGAGGAAGCCGUAGUUCUGAGGAAGGAACCUCGAAAGAUAUCCUCCGGCUAUUCAACUAAAAACAUAAUUCGAUCUCAAACCAGAUCAAACUAUAUUUAA